UAAAAGGGAGGGAGGUGGCGGUGGACUUGGUGUUUGGAAGUAAACGUCUCGCUAAGAUGCCAACCAGCUGCGCGGCCUACGGAUGUACAGCGGUGUACAGAAAAAACACCAACACCAGCUUCCACAGGUUUCCAUCUAACCCUUGGAGACGGACAGAAUGGAUACGGCUUGUUCGACGUGAAAACUUCAAGCCAAGCAAACACACCUUCCUUUGCUCGAAACAUUUUGAGCAAACAUGCUUUGACCGGACAGGACAAACUAGGCGCCUGCGAGAAGAUGCUGUCCCUACAAUAUUUGACUUCCCACCACACAUGCAAAAUAAACUAGUAUCCAGGAAAACCCCUUUGACCUCUGCAGGUAUCAGUAACCAACAGGACCCAUCCAAGUCUAGCAGUAGUACUGGCACGAGCACUCGGACAACUGGCACCAACACUAGGACUAUUAGUACUAGCACUCGGACUACUGGCACUAGCACCAGUACCAGUCCUUGCACCACCAGCAGUACAGAAGUUUUCCAAGAACAUAGCUAUUGUUUGGCUAAUCCUGUCGUGGCCAAGAGGAAGGUAUUCCAGUUGCAGGAUGAAGUGGACUACCUCCGCCAACAAAUAAGAAUCAGCAGGCAGAGAGAACGUCGAGUGGUCAAGAAAUGGAGAGGCAUCAGCAACCUGCUUGAAGACUUGAAAGAAAGAAACUUGUUGCCUAAGGGCAAAGGAGCAGAGCUUGUUCAGUCUGUCUUGACUGAUGAAUCAUUUAAAGGCAGAUGAACUGACUGAACUUUCACAAGUGUGUGGGUACACUGACCAGACGAGGCUUCCUUUUACUGUCCAUUUCUUUUGACCCAAAAGCACAGGAGUGAAUGUUUUGAUCAAACCUUUCACCUACCAAACUCUGCAACGCUUGGAUGCUUUGGUUUAUUGGUUGUUGUUUGCUUCAGCAGUCGAUAUAAAAACAUUUGAGUGAUGCACAUUGCAUUUGUUAGACUUGAAAUGUAGCCAAGUAGUGCAGCUGAUGUUACAGGGGACAUUGGUGUAUGAUUUAGUGACAACAGACAUCUGCUCACAAAGCAUGGCCAGAUUAGAUACUUUCCCUAUCAUGGCAUGCCAGGAAGUAUUGGCCAGUUAACUUGAACAGUGCCAUGACUCUGUUAUUCAGUGGGUCCUGACAAAUUACUAGCCGACUAUGUGCCUUGACACCAGCCUCAGAAGGGCAACCCUCUGCACCAGAAUAAUGUUUUUGUUUCCUAUGUCAAUAGACCUGUGUACUUGCACACACCACAAGUUGGAUUGAGACUGCACCUGAUCCAUUUCAUGCAGGCUUUUUACAGCCAGCCAUAAGCAAGCGAAGAAGUGUUUGCCCUACUAACUGAAUAGAAUAUCAUCGCUAAUAGGUAUAACCAGAAAUCAGACUCCUACGUCUUUGCAAAUGUUACAGGCAUCUAUACCUCCACCUGAAGGGCCCAAGCAGAUGCAGUCUUCAGAAUCGACUGUGGCGGGAGUUACUCAGAAACCCACAAAGUUCCAAGGACCUACAAGAGCUCAGCAAGCAGAGGAGCUAUGACAAUUACAGUUUAUCACCUUUCCUAGAAACUCAAUCAUCUUCCUUUUAAGUCUAAGUGGCUGCUGUGUAAUUUAUUAUACCUGCUGUAAAUAUGAAGUGUGUUGCAAAAGUAAGUGCAGUUGUGGUCAGUAAAAGGCCAUGACACCCCAUAAGAAUUUGAAAUAAUGAGGAAAUGUCCCAUCACUGUCAGCAAAACCACAACUGCACAUAGGGAUUGGGUGUGUGGGGUGUGGGGGAAAGAAGGUAAUGUCUUUGAACAAUUAAAAACACAUUUCAGAUUUGUUUAGUUGUCUGCUGUGUAUAUUGCAGUACCAGCGGAACAUAGGUUGCAUAAACAAAUUAUUUUAAGAUGUCCUAGCAGAAGAAUGAAUUAAUUUAGCCAAUCAGUAGGAGAGCCAUUCGGAUGUGCAAAGUCUGAGGUUCAAUCCACAGUCAAUGCUGAGUAAUCCAAUUUUCAACUGAGCUGCAAAAAGAAAGACUAAAAUUGUCAAUGAUACUUUAGCAUAAGAGGAAAAUCAACCAGGUUUGCUGUUCUUGUUCUAGCAAUCAAUAUUGCAGGAGCACAUUUGUGAACACUGGGUGAUGAGACAUUUAAUUUUGACACCCUAUCCCCGUUCCACUUAACCUGAAUAACUGGAUGGCCACCAUUCUGCACUUGAAAAGGUAUAAUAUUUCCUAGUUCAUCCUGCUGGUCAUUUUAAAAGAAGAGUGGGAACAGGUCAAUUGUCGUCAUAAACUGAGUGAAAGAUUGUAAAUAGCAUAGGGAGCUUUGGGAAUCUAGCAAAAGGAAAAUAACCUCUUCUUGGGGAAAAUGAUAACAUUUAUCCAGUGCCCUGGCAAUUCGAGGUUCGUGGGUUCAGGGAUAUGGGAACCGGAAUGGAUCAUUCACCCCUUGAGCCUGUUCUGCUGUUCAGUUUGAUGAUAGUUCAUUAGCAUUCUUGACUCCAUCUAUUCAACUUACCAUACCCAACAAAAAGAGUCUAAAUUUUUAAAUUGUGAUUUGAUGAUACCUGCCUCAUCCCACUUGCUUCAGUAGGAGAGUUCCAAGUUCCUCUCUUCUUUCUGACAAGACUGUGCAGGAUCUUCACUGGCCAGCUUGACACAGUGUGUGCUUAACAAAAGCUGCUAAAAUUGGAAUAAGUGUGAGAGACCAUUUGAACCUGUUUCAAAAUAAAAAAAAUAGUCUUUUGAUUCAGCAUAGAUCUCCCUGGAUUUAUAUGUCUGUCCAUCCUAGUCUCAUCCUUACUCAAAGCGGUUGGAUGGAAGCACAGGAUGUGUAGGAAGAACAAAAAGAAUUACAUUGAAAACUAUAAAAAGUUCUUCGUGCUGAUCAUUUCAAUCCAAAGGAUUUUCCAGAUCAUAGUAAACUUCACAAUGUGAUAAAGAUGUAUAUGUUCAUAAUGUAACUUUAUCUCACAACACUGAGGAAUCAAACAGGGAAUGAUACUGAGAUUGACAAUUUCAGCAGAGAGAAUGAGAAAUAGUUGACAAGAAAGCAACAACCAAGCUGCAGAAAUGGAAAAGAAUGAAAGUUAAUGUUGAAAUACAAAUAAGAGUACCUUAAGAAAAUGGUUAAUCAAAACUUUUUUUCACUGCUGAAGAAGACACUUUGUCAAAACAUUUCGCCUUGCACUCAUCAGGACGUUUUGCAAGAAUAACAAUUGAAGGGGAACACCCACAAAAAUGUUUUGGAAGCUGGUGCAAUCGGGUUGACACUUGUAGCAUGCAAACCAUACUGGAAGUAUCAGAAAAACAUGAUAAAUGGACUAAUAAUAGUCAGUAGUCCUAUCACAGGUUUUAUGUUGCAUUAAAAAAAAUACAUGUUAAUAAUCAAAUCCAAUUUCAAGAUGUUUUAUGGAAUUACUUUCUACCUUGGACAUUAUAUACUUUAUAAUUUACUGUUAUGUUGAUACACUGAGACUAUCCAUACUACUUGAAACUCAACAUCAUCUUCAAGAAUUCAGUUUGCUUCAUAUGGUAUUGGAGUUCAUUGCCAGCCAACUUGCUCUAUAGAAUCUAUGAAAUGAUGCUUCACAUGUACUUAGGUGUAUCAGUUUAGAUGCUGACUGCCAUUUACACAGACAGUACAUGUGCAUCAGUGUAUAUUCAAAUCAGCUGUUCCAGAAUUUGAAACUUUGCUCCACUCAGUCCUGUUUAUUUUGCAUUCUUCCCCAAUGCUUCACAAUUGAUGGAUGACUUGGCUUGUACCCUCAGAAAAUCCCUUCCUAAACUCCCAAUUCUCCACUUAAAUCUCCUCAAAAAGAAGAAACCUCUUUUCUAGGCUUUUGGUCAUCCCUUGCACAUCGUGACUCACUAUCUAUUCUCCAUAAAGUGAUGGAUUGCGAGUCAGUGAUAUGAUACCAACUGUAAGUGCUAUCCUACCACUUGUUGCUGCUAUACUGUACAUUGAAACAAAGGCUAUAUUAAAAAAAAGACCAUUACAGUAAAUAAGUGUAAAUGAUCCAGAAGAGCAAAACUUAGUUUUUGGGGUUGCCUGUACCAGAAGCCUGUGAACAGUCUGCAAUGAAUUUUGGAGAUUGUUGAGAUCUUAUUUCUUCAUGGAAGCAGCUAAAAGUUCAAGAAAAACCUACAGAUUACUUAAAAAGGAGAAAAAGGAAGUUAAAGAGUGUGCAAGUAUAUUCCCUUGGGUGUAAUUGUUUGCAGCUAUAAAUGCAUUUAGAUCCUGGCAUAGCAUUUAAUAUUAAUUUUAUUUUGUUUCUUCAUCGUUGAUGUUCAGAGAACUGUACUAUUGUGGCAAAUUAAAUAAAAUGUACUUUUUUCAAAAAAAAA
This is a messenger RNA of Hemiscyllium ocellatum (epaulette shark), 4347 nucleotides long. RefSeq names its product THAP domain-containing protein 2-like. The transcript is spliced from 4 exons. The record is from RefSeq and is a predicted model, not a curated record. NCBI's taxonomy places the organism in Eukaryota, Metazoa, Chordata, Chondrichthyes, Orectolobiformes, Hemiscylliidae. Bases 57 to 764 code for a protein of 235 amino acids.